AUGUCAUCAGAACCCAAAACAGGUGGGAGAUUAAACAAAAAGGAGGGUGAUUUUGUGAGAAGUAAUCACUGCUUGUUAUAACCAUAGAGGAAGAGGUGAAUCUUUGUUAUAACUCCUUGUAGCCUACUCAAAUCAGCAGUGGUGUAAAGUACUUAAGUAAAAAUACUUUAAAGUACUACUUAAGUCGUUUUUUGAGGUAUCUGUACUUUACUAUUUCUAUUUUUGAGUACUGUUACUUUUACUUCACUACAAUCCUAAAGAAAAUAAUGUACUUUGUUCUCCAUACAUUUUCCCUGACACCCAAAAGUACUCGUUACAUUUUCAAUGCUUAGCAGGACAGGAAAAUGGUCCAAUUCACUCACUUAUCAAGAGAACAUCCCUGGUCAUCCCUACUGCCUCUGAUCUGGAGGACUCACUAAACACAAAUGCUUUGUUUGUAAAUUAUGUCUGCGUGUUGUAGUGUGCCCCUGGCUAUCUGUAAAUAAAAAAAAUACAAGAAAAUUGUGCCGUCUGAUUUGCUUAUUAUAAGCAAUUUGAAAUUAUGUAUACUUUAACUUUUGAUACUUAAGUAUAUUUUUGCAAUUACAUUUACUUUUGAUACUUAAGUAUAUUUAAAAACAAAUACUUUUAGACUUUUACUCAAGUAGUAUUUUUCUGGGUGACUUUCACUUUUUGUAUCAAGUCAUUUUGCGUUAAGACAUCUUUACUUUUACUUAAGUAUGACAAUUGGGUACUUUUUCCACCACUGGACUUUGAGCUCUUAUGAUGAGAUCACCGUUCAGUAUCAGGUUGACUUGCCAGUUUCCUUACUCAAUAGUCAACCAGAACUCCUUAUCUCACUAGAGAUAAGAUGUCUUUCAACAUAUGUCCAAUCUGUACUUAUUGCUCCCCUCUUGCUAAUACAUUAAAUUGCAAUGUCAUUUAUACCCCCUUCUUCUUAGUGGCAAAGAGGUUCAAGAACUUCAGGAGAUUUGUGUACGAGUAUGAAGUCGAGACCCUUAAUGGCGUAAAUGGAGCUACCAGCCUCAAGAAUGGCCCUAAAGUCACCUGCAAGGUACGUGACAGACAGCUGAACCCAGAGCCCUCAAUCAACUCUUCUGUGCUUUUGCUCAACUUCCAUUCCUCAAAGCUGUUAAUGAGAACCUUGACGACCUUGUACCUAGCCGGUGGGGAUUCCGGUGGGGUACCCCCACUCAGGUAGUGGCAGUGCUGGCAACACUGGCUGCAGUAACCCAUGGGGAGGGGGUCACACUCGGACAAUCAGAGAAGGGGCAUAUUAUUGUGGCCCUGGUGGCACAAAAUAAUCAAAGGUCUGACUGCACAGAGAUGCUGGGGAAAAAGGGUCACAACGGGGGACCAGAGUGUGUGUGUUUCAUGGGAGGAGGGUGGAUCGGAUCUUCGUCACCUAGAACUUGACAUUGGUUAAUCAAAUCUCACAUUUUUGCUCAAUCUUGCAUGCUUUCUCAAACAGCUGUAACUGUAUAUGCAUUCGUAAAUCAGGUCCUUUCUUGAGUUGGGCUCUGGGAUGUAACAACAUUUGAGCAUCUGAGCUUAUGGUUGAUUGUGGUUGAAAGGGGUUGAGUGUGUAAGAGUGUGUAAGAGUGUGUGUGUGUGCGUGUGUGUGUGUGUGUGUGCGCGUGUGUGUGUGUGUGUGUGUGUGUGUGUGUGUGUGUGUGUGUGUGUGUGUGUGUAUCCCACAUCUGUUGCAAGGGGGUAAGGAUGUUAGGGACAAUAUAGGAUGAAUCACAAUAAUUGUGUGCUAAAAUAGUAAUUGCUUGACAAAAAUGCAAUGCAAUGGCAAUCCUGGUUAUAGGUAACAAUCCUUUGAAUGAACUGCCGACAUUAUUACGCAUAUUAAUUGUUAAUAAUGGAAAUUAAGAUAUGCAAGAUAUUUGAAUAGAUAUAUAUUUUUAAUAGGUAUAUAUAAGGCAAAUUGAGGCGAGAGCAUUGGGAAUACUUUUAGAGGUUAAUCUGCUUCUGUUCUGUGGGUGGCACUGUGUACUGACCGGGAGACCCAUGGGGCGGCGCACAAUUGGCCCAGUGUCGUCCAGGGUAGGGGAGGGACUGGCCGGCAUGGAUGUAGCUCAGUUGGUAGAGCAUGGCAUUUGCAACGCCAGGGUUGUGGGUUCAAUUCCCAUGGGGGGCCAGUAUGAAAAAUAAAAAAUAAUAAUGUAUGCACUCACUAACUGUAAGUCUCUCUGCAUAAGAGCGUCUGCUAAAUGACUAAAAUGAAAAAUGUAAGUUGGAAGUUUACAUACACUUAGGUUGGAGUCAUUAAAACUAGUUUUUCAACCACUCCACAAAUUUCUUGUUAACAAACUAUAGUUUUGGCAAGUCGCUUAGGACAUCUACUUCGUGCAUGACACGAGUAAUUUUUCCAACAAUUGUUUACAGACAGAUUAUUUCACUUAUAAUUCACUGUAUCACAAUUCCAGUAGGUCAGAAGUUUACAUACACUAAGUUGACUGUGCCUUUAAACAGCUUGGAAAAUUCCAGAAAAUGAUGUCAUGGCUUUAGAAGCUUCUGAUAGGCUAAUUGACAUAAUUUGGAAUUGCAAUUGGAGGUCUACCUGUGGAUGUAUUUCAAGGCCUACCUUCAAACUCAGUGCCUCUUUGCUUUACGUCAUGGGAAAAUCAAAAGAAAUCAGCCAAGAUCUCAGAUAAAAAAUUGUAGACCUCCUCAAGUCUGGUUCAUCCUUGGGAGCAAUUUCCAAACGCCUGAAGGUACCACGUUCAUCUGUACAAACAAUAGGACGCAAGUAUAAACACUAUGGGACCACUCAGCCGUCAUACCACUCAGGAAGGAGACGCGUUCUGUCUCCUAGAGAUGAACGUACUUUGGUGCGAAAAGUGCAAAUCAAUCCCAGAACAACAGCAAAGGACCUUGUGAAGAUGCUGGAGGAAACAGGUACAAAAGUAUCUAUAUCCACAGUAAAACAAGUCCUAUAUCGACAUAACCUGAAAGGCCGCUCAGCAAGGAAGAAGCCACUGCUCCAAAACCGCCAUAGAAAAGCCAGACUACAUUUACAUUUACAUUUACGUCAUUUAGCAGGUAUACCAGGUAUUCCUUAAAGAGGUGGGGUUUCAAAUGUCUCCGGAAGGUGGUGAGUGACUCCGCUGUCCUGGCGUCUUGAGGGAGCUUGUUCCACCCUUGGAGUGCUAGAGCAGUCAACAGUUUUGACUGGGCUGAGCGGGAACUGGGCUUCCGCAGAGGUAGGGGAGCCAGCAGGCCAGAGGUGGAUGAACGCAAUGCCCUCGUUUGGAUGUAGGGAUUGAUCAGAGCCUGAAGGUACGGAGGUGCCGUUCCCCUCACAGCUCCGUAGGCAAGCACCAUGGUCUUGUAGCAGAUGCGAGCUUCAACUGGAAGCCAGUGGAGUGUGCGGAGGAGCGGGGUGACGUGAGAGAACUUGGGAAGGUUGAACACCAGACGGGCUGCGGCAUUCUGGAUGAGUUGUAGGGGUUUAAUGGCAUAGGCAGGGAGCCCAGCCAACAGCGAGUUGCAGUAAUCCAGACGGGAGAUGACAAGUGCCUGGAUUAGGACCUGUGCCGCUUCCUGUGUAAGGCAGGGUCGUACUCUCCGAAUGUUGUAGAGCAUGAACCUACAGGAUCGGGUCACCGCCUUGAUGUUAGCGGAGAACGACAGGGUGUUGUCCAGGGUCACGCCAAGGCUCUUCGCACUCUGGGAGGAGGACACAACAGAGUUGUAAACCAUGAUGGCGAGAUCAUGGAACGGGCAGUCCUUCCCCGGGAGGAAGAGCAGCUCCGUCUUGCCAAGGUUCAACUUGAGGUGGUGAUCCGUCAUCCAUACUGAUAUGUCUGCAAGACAUGCAGAGAUGCGAUUCGCCACCUGGUUAUCAGAAGGGGGAAAGGAGAAGAUUAGGUGUGUGUUGUCUGCGUAGCAAUGAUAGGAGAGGCCAUGUGAGGAUAUGACAGAGCCAAGUGACUUGGUAUAUAGCGAGAAUAGGAGAGGGCCUAGAACUGAGCCCUGGGGGACACCAGUGUUGAGAGCACGUGGUGCGGAGACAGCUUCUCGCCACGCCACUUGGUAGGAGCGACCGGUCAGGUAGGACGCAAUCCAAGAGUGAUGGUUCACAGUAUCAAAGGCAGCAGACAGGUCUAGAAGGACAAGAGCAGAGGAGAGAGAGUUAGCUUUAGCAGUGCGGAGAGCCUCCAUGACACAGAGAAGAGCAGUCUCAGUUGAAUGACCAGUCUUGAAACCUGACUGGUUUGGAUCAAGAAGGUCAUUCUGAGAGAGAUAGCAAGAGAGUUGGCUAAAGAUGGCACGCUCAAUAGUUUUGGAGAGAAAAUAAAGAAGGGAUACUGGUCUGUAGUUGUUGACAUCAGAGGGAUCGAGUGUUGGUUUUUUGAGAAGGGGUGCAACUCUCGCUCUCUUGAAGACGGAAAGGACAUAGCCAGCGGUAAAGGAUGAGUUGAUCAGCGAGGUGAGGUAAGGGAGAAGGUCACCGGAGAUGGUCUGGAGAAGAGAGGCAGGGAUAGGGUCAAGCGGGCAGGUUGUUGGGCGGCCGGCCGUCACAAGUCGCAAGAUUUUAUCUGGAGAGAGAGGGGAGAAAGAAGUCAAAGCAUAGGGUAGGGCAGGUGAGCAGGACCAGCAGUGUCAUUUGACUUAACAAAUGAGGAUUGGAUGUCGUCAACCUUCUUUUCAAAAUGGUUGAUGAAGUCAUCCACAGAGAGGGAGGAGGUGGGGGAGGGGGAGGAGGAUUUAGCAGGGAGGAGAAGGUGGCAAAGAGCUUCCUAGGGUUAGAGGCAGAUGCUUGUAAUUUAGAGUGGUAGAAAGUGGCCUUAGCAGCAGAAACAGAUGAAGAAAAUGUAGAGAGGAGGGAGUGAAAAGAUGCCAGGUCCGCAGGGAGUCUAGUUUUCCUCCAUUUCCGCUCGGCUGCCCGGAGCCCUGUUCUGUGAGCUCGCAAUGAGUCAUCAAGCCACGGAGCUGGAGGGGAGGACCGAGCCGGCCGGGAGGAUAGGGGACAUAGAGAGUCAAAGGAUGCAGAAAGGGAGGAGAGGAGGGUUGAGGAGGCAGAAUCAGGAGAUUGGAGGGAGAAGGGUUGAGCAGAGGGAAGAGAUGAUAGGAUGGAAGAGGAGAGAGUAGCGGGAGAGAGAGAGCGAAGGUUGCGAUGGCGCAUUACCAUCUGAGUAGGGGCAGAGUGAGUAGUGUUGGAGGAGAGCGAGAGAGAAAAGGAUACAAAGUAGUGGUCGGAGACAUGGAGGGGAGUUGCAGUGAGAUUAGUAGAAGAACAGCAUCUAGUAAAGAUGAGGUCAAGCGUAUUGCCUGCCUUGUGAGUAGGGGGGGACGGUGAGAGGGUGAGGUCAAAAGAGGAGAGGAGUGGAAAGAAGGAGGCAGAGAGAAAUGAGUCAAAGGUAGACGUAGGGAGGUUGAAGUCCCCAGAACUGUGAGGGGUGAGCCAUCCUCAGGAAAGGAACUUAUCAAGGCGUCAAGCUCAUUGAUGAACUCUCCAAGGGAACCUGGAGGGCGAUAAAUGACAAGGAUGUUAAGCUUAAAUGGGCUAGUGACUGCGACAGCAUGGAAUUCAAAUGAGGAGAUAGACAGAUGGGUCAGGGGAAAAAUAGAGAAUGUCCACUUGGGAGAGAUGAGGAUUCCUGUGCCACCACCCCGCUGACCAGAUGCUCUCGGGGUAUGCGAGAACACAUGGUCAGACGAGGAGAGAGCAGUAGGAGUAGCAGUGUUUUCAGUGGUAAUCCAUGUUUCCGUCAGCGCCAAGAAGUCGAGGAACUGGAGGGUAGCAUAGGCUGAGAUGAACUCUGCCUUGUUGGCAGCAGAACAGCAGUUCCAGAGGCUGCCUGAGACCUGGAACUCCACGUGGGUGGUGCGUGCAGGGACCACCAGGUUAGAGAGGCAGCAGCCACGCGGUGUGAGGAGUUUGUAUAGCCUGUGCGGAGAGGAGAGAACAGGGAUAGACAGAGGCAUAGUUGAAUACGGUUUGUAACUGCACAUGGGGACAAAGAUCUUAGUUUUUGGAGAAAUGUCCUCUGGUCUGAUGAAACAAAAAUAGAACUGUUUGGCCAUAAUUACCAUUGUUAUGUUUGGAGGAAAAAGGGGGUUGCUUGCAAGCCGAAGAACACCAUCCCAACCGUGAAGCACGGAGGUGGCAGUGUCAUGCUGUGGGGGUGCUUUGCUGCAGGAGGGACUGGCGCACUUCACAAAAUAGAUGGCAUCAUGAGGAAGGAAAAUUAUGUGGAUAUAUUGAAUUAACAUCUCAAGACAUCAGUCAGGAAGUUAAAGCUUGGUCGCAAAUGGGUCUUCCAAAUGGACAAUGACCCCAAGCAUACUUCCAAAGUUGUGGCAAAAUGGCAAGUCAAGGUAUUGGAGUGGCCAUCACAAAUCCCUGACAUCAAUCCUAUAGAAAAUGUGUGGGCAGAACUGAAAAAGAGUGUGCGAGCAAGGAGGCCUACAAACCUGACUCAGUUACACCAGCUCUGUCUGGAGGAAUGGGCCAAAUUUCACCCAACUUAUUGUGGGAAGCUUGUGGAAGGCUACCUGAAAUGUUUGACCCAAGUUAAACAAUUUAAAGGCAAUGCUACCAAAUACUAAUUGCGUGUAUGUAAACUUCUGACCCACUGGGAAUGUGAUGAAAGAAAUAAAAGCUGAAAUAAAUCAUUCUCUCUACUAUUAUUCGGACAUUUCACAUUCUUGAAAUAAAGUGGUGAUCCUAACUAACAUAAGGCAGGGAAUUUUUACUAGGAAUAAAUGUCAGGAAUUGUGAAAAACUGAGUUUAAAUGUAUUUGGCUAAGGUGUAUGUAAACUUAUAAUAAUAUUAUGCCAUUUAGCAGACGUUUUUAUCCAAAGCGACUUACAGUCAUGCGUGCAUACAUUUUUGUGUAUGGGUGGUCCCGGGGAUCAAACCCACUACCUUGGCGUUACAAGCGCCGUGCUCUACCAGCUGAGCUACAGAGGACCACUUACUACUUCAACUGUAUGUAUAUGUAUAUAUAUUUGCAAAAAAAUAUAUGGGGGAUUGGAAGUGAUGCAGACAAUUACAUUGAUGGAAGCUACAAUCUAUCUGCAAUAUUAAAGCUGAUCUACCCCCUUAAGAGAGAAAAAAUAAAAUCAUAAUAAUACAUUUAAAUAACUUCCAUUCCUCCCUUAUAGAAGGGAACAUUAAACGAACAGUCCUCUGACCAUUCCUUUUCUCCUUCGUCUCACAGGUUGAAAUCGAUGUGCCCCAAACAUGCAGUUUUAUCCUGCGCACCACAGAGUGCUCUCUGAGCGAAGUCAUUGACGUUGACGCAGAGGGUUCCCCUGUGUUCAUGCCCGCUGCUGGUGCUGAGGCUUUCCAGGCUGCCAUGGAGAAGUACGUUAUCAUGUCACUUUUAUCCCACAGGGAUUUACAGACCUUUUCAAUUUCUUUAUAACCCUUCAUGGUAGAAUAAAAGUAUACGAAAUAAGUAGUUACUAAGAUGAUCACCCCUUUCUUGAACAGGAACCCCCUGAAGGUCAUGGUUGAGGGACAGACAGGUGUGAAACUCUUCCCUGAGGAGGAUGAGACCAUCACCAUCUUGAACAUCAAAAGAGGAAUUGUCUCUGCUUUAAUCGUGCCUGCUUUGGAGGAGGAGAAGAACAAGGACAUGGUAAGAGCUGACAACAGUAAUUUCCUCACCUGCCAUCUCACUGCCAAUUAUUCAGUGACGUGAAAUAACAGUACUAAGGUCUGGUCAUCAAGGCAAUUGGAUUUUGUUUGUGCUAUAUCAGGGUGAUAAAUAUCAAACCACAAGUUGUUAGAAUGACUCCCUAGAAUGACACCACCAUAUACAGUAUAAAGCUGCAGGUUAAAGUCCUUAAUAGCCUUAUGUUAAGACAGUGUGGCUCCUCCUGUGCUCUAUCUAUUAUAUGGAGUUGACCAUUCUAGAUCUAUAUACUGUAGAUAGCCUUUUUGGGAACAGUCGUGAAAAGGAAACACAGAUGGCAAAGUAUACUGUGUAAACCUAAUAAUAGAUACUUCCUCUCCUGAAAUGGAUGAAUGGACCUCGCUAAAGUCGUGUAGCUCACUUCAUUACUCCCUUCUUGUUUAAAAAGCUCUGUUCCACAAGCUUCCAACAUACCUCACUUCCCUUUUGGAAUAUAAAAAUAUGAGCUGCCAAAGCUCUUCGCAGUGUUUGUUAACUCUUGAGGUCCCUCUUUACGCCACAAAGUUUGGUAAAUCCGCCUUCAUUUUUAAUGCACCACAGUUAUGGAAUACCUUACAAAACAAAUGACAGUUUAAAACUGUUAAAGGAGUUGUUUCAAUUGAUUAUAAUAACAUGUAAUAACCUGAUGUAAUGUAUUUUUAGCUGUCUUGUAGUUUUUUAUAUAUAUUUUCUUGUUGUUGUUGCUGUAUUGAUGUACUUUUUGUCCUCAGGGCACUAUUGUUAAUGAGACACUGGUCUCAAUUGGGUUUCCCUGAAUAGAUAAAAGUUAUUAAAAUAAAUAAUAUUCUUUCACUCAUACAAAAACUCUCACAACUUUCAGGCCACCCUUCAUGGAGUGUGUGAGACUGACUUCACCGUUAACUCCAGGGAAGACAUAGCCACUGAUGUCACCGUCACCAGGGACCUGUCCAAAUGUGACAGCUUCAUUGCCCAGAGGGACCACACCAGCCCCCUGGCUAUCAUCUCUGGCAUGGUAAGAGGGGGGAAAAAACUAAACUUGAUGGCGAUCCUUUACAAAAAAAACAUUUGGUAAUUCUUCGAUUAAGCACUACAUUUGAAUUGAAUAUCAUAGUUGUAUUAAUUUACACCAUAAACCCACCAUGAUUGUUGUUCCUGACAAAGCAUUUGAUUCUGGUUCCCUGUCAACAGCAAUACCCACUGUCCAAGCUGAUCAGCAGCACCCAGACUUGCAAUUACAAGUUUGACAAUCAGAAAAAGCACAUGACUGCUGGAUCCUGCACUGAGAAUCACAUUUUCCUGCCUUUCUCCCACCAGUAAGUCCAGACAACUACAUAUCUGUUUUUCCAGUGAAUAGCAUACUGAGUCUGCAAUGAUGUUAGCCCAGAUAUGAUCCUGGCCAGUUUGUGAUUCAUCAAAUGUUCUUCCAUCCUGUUUCCCAAAUGCAGGACUGAGUAUGGAGUGUCAACACUGGUGAAACAGACUUUGACUCUCCUGGAGACAAGCAAGAUCAACGAAAGAGUCUUCAACCACAGUAAGAAUUUCCUCUCAUAGUUCCCUUUACUGUUCAACCUUAAAAAACAGGACAAAAUUCAGCUUUUACCAAAAUUAUGAACAGUAUGUGUACUGUACCAGGCGGCCAUUACAAAAUUAUCUCGAAAACAUAUAUUUUACUCUCUGAAGAUGAGGCCAACCUCAAGGGUCUGCCCAUGGAAGCCGCUGAGGACAAAGCUGCCGUCCAAACCGCAAAUGCUGCUCUUGCCACCAUGAGGGAACUGAACAACCUGUCCGAGACCAACCAGGGCCACCAGCGUGCUAGCACCUUCCAGAGACUCGUGGCCGAGCUCCGUGGACUGAAGGGUGAGACUAUGAGCCCCGCCGUCCCCGAGAUGGUGUCCGUGUCGUACGCCCUGACCUGGCAGGCCCUGGCUCAGUGUGGUACCCCCGAGUGCAGCAGUGCCAUGCUCCAGCACCUCAGGACCUUUGGGACUGAAUCUAUUGAGGUUGAUGCUGCCGUCUAUGCCCUGGGACUCCUGCCCCACCCCUCCCGCCUCCUGGUCAAAGACAUGCUCAGCAUGGCUCAGUACAAACAGAGCAAGCCCAUCAUGUUUUCUCUAGGUAACGUUGUCAGAAAGUAAGUCCAAAAUGUAUGCUCUACUUGGUUAUCGACGGUGACGGACAAUGACUUAUGGUUUCAAUUUAGUUGAAUAAACAUUGUGGUCCAAAUGUUCAUUGCCACCCUCUUGUUUUGUGUUACUAGGCUCUACCAGGCUGAGGGCAAAGUCACCCCCGAGAUCACUGCUGUGUCUGAGUUCCUCGCCUCCCUUCUGGGUGCUGAAUGCACUGGAGAGAAGGAUCUGACCUUCCUGACCCUGAGGGUAUGUUGUUGCUCAACCAAUCAGCUACUUCCCACCUAAUCACAUGACAUGGAAAGUUCGACUUCAUUGCUUGUUUAUCUGAAUCUCUCUUUUUGUAAUGGCGUCCAGGUUGUUGGCAACAUUGGAGAGGCCAUGGAGGCUGCCGACGCUACCAUGAAGACCACCCUGCUGAAGUGCAUGAGACAGCCCGCCACAACCCUGCAGGUGCAGCUCGCCGCCAUCCAGGCCUUCAGACGCAUGUCUGUGACCGAUGAGGUAAACUAUAUGCAAACUCCAAUACAAACUUGAAAAAUACAAAUAAAAUGGGCCUGUAUUCAAAAAGUGUCUCUGAGAAAAGUAAUGAUCAAGGAUCACGUCCUCCUUAUCCAUAUAAUGUUGUUCAUUAUGAUCCAAUCAGCACUCCUACUCUGAUACUCUUUGUGCAUAAGGGCCCUGCACUGCUAUACUGUAGCACGCAUUCUCCUUUAACUAAUUAGCUGCCAUUUUGUUUUCAUUUCCAGGUGCGCUCUAACCUCCAGAGAGUGAGCUCAUACUCUAAGGGUGCCGUGCAGAAGAGACUGGCAGCCUACCUGAUUCUGAUGAGGACACCUGGGGCAAGUGACCUGGAGCUGGUGAAGAAAAUACUGAAGGCAUCGAUGCAGGAGCAGAAACCAGAGGUCCAGGAGCAGAAUGCGCAGGUCAAGGCCUUUGUGACCUCUCAUAUCUACAACAUCAUCCACUCCAAUGACCCCGAGACCAUGAAGUAUGUAUAAACUUCCUCUGAAACAGACUAUCAUAAUUUUGACCACCAAAAUAGUCAACUAUCUAGUGUUCUACAGUGGCUUGCGAAAGUAUUCACCCCCCUUGGCAUUUUUCCUACUUUGUUGCCUUACAACCUGGAAUUAAAAUUGAUUUUUGGGUGGUUUGUAUUAUUUGAUUUACACAACAUGCCUACCACUUUGAAGAUGCAAAAUCUUUUCUAUUGUGAAACUAAGACAAAAAAACAGAAAACUUGAGCGUGCAUAACUAUUCACCCCCCCCCCCCCCCCCAAAGUCAAUACUUUGUAGAGCCACCUUUUGCAGCAAUUACAGCUACAAGUCUCUUGGGGUAUGAUUUUUGCCCAUUCUUAAAGGCAAAACUGCUCCAGCUCCUUCAAGUUGGAUGGGUUCCGCUGGUGUACAGCAAUCUUUAAGUCAUACCACAGAUUCUCAAUUGGAUUGAGGUCUGGGCUUUGACUAGGCCAUUCCAAGACAUGUAAAUGUUUCCCCUUAAACCAUUCAAGUGUUGCUUUAGCAGUAUGCUUAGGGUCAUUGUCCUGCUGGAAGGUGAACUUCUGUCCCAGUCUCAAAUCUCUGGAAGACUGAAACAGGUUUCCCUCAAGAAUUUCCCUGUAUUUAGCGCCAUCCAUCAUUUCUUCAAUUCUGACCAGUUUCCCAGUCCCUGCCGAUGAAAAACCUCCCCACAGCAUGAUGCUGCCACCACCAUGCUUUACUGUGGAGAUGGUGUUCUCGGGGUGAUGAGAGGUGUUGGGUUUGCGCCAGACAUAGCGUUUUCCUUGAUGGCCAGAAAGCUCAAUUUUAGUCUCAUCUGACCAGAGUACCUUCUUCCAUAUGUUUGGGGAGUCUCCGACAUGCCUUUUGGCGAACACCAAACGUGUUUGCUUAUUUUGUUCUUUAAGCAAUGGCUUUUUUCUGGCCACUCUUCCGUAAAGCCCGGCUCUGUGGAGUGUAUGGCUUAAAGUGGUCCUUUGGACAGAUACUCCAAUCUCCGCUGUGGAGCUUCGCAGCUCCUUCAGGGUUAUCUUUGGUCUCUUUGUUGCCUCUCUGAUUAAUGUCCUCCUUGCCUGGUCCGUGAGUUUUGGUGGGCGGCCCUUUCUUGGCAGGUUUGUUGUGGUGCCAUAUUCUUUCAAUUCUUUAAUAAUGGAUUUAAUGGUGCUCCGUGGGAUGUUCAAAAUGUUCGAUAUUUUUUUAUAACCCAACCCUGAUCUGUACUUCUCUACAACUUUGUCCCUGACCUGUUUGGAGAGCUCCUUGGUCUUCAUGGUGCCACUUGCUUGGUGGUGCCCCUUGCUUAGUGGUGUUGCAGACUCUGGGACCUUUCAGAACAGGUGUAUAUAUACUGAUAUCAUGUGACAGAUCAUGUGACACUUAGAUUGCACACAGGUAGACUUUAUUUAACUAAUUUUGUGACUUCUGAAGGUAAUUGGUUGCACCAGAUCUCAUUUAGGGGCUUCAUAGCAAAAGGGGUGAAUACAUAUGCACACACCACUUUGCCGUUAUUUAUUUUAGAGAAUUUUUUGAAAUAAGUACUUUUUUUCAUUUUACUUCACCAAUUUGGUCUAUUUUGUGUAUGUCCAUUACAUGAAAUCCAAAUAAAAAUCCAUUUAAAUUACAGGUUGUAAUGCAACAAAAUAGGAAAAAGGCCAAGGGGGAUGAAUACUUUUGCAAGGCACUGUACCUAUCUACUUAAUAUUAAUACAUUUUCACCAUAUUCUUGCUUUUCUACUCAGGCUGGGUGACAAGAUCAUGGAUGUCCUUGCUGACCCUACCAUUGCAACCACUCAUGGUGACUACGCUACUAUGUCUCGCAACUACAAGAUGGAUGCUGCCAUGACUGGCAUGAAGACCAGCAUGCAAGGAAACAUUAUCUUUGAUCCCACCAGCCAACUGCCCAGGGAGAUCAUGCUUGAGACUACCCUGAAGGCAUUCGGCUAUAACAUGGACAUGUGGGAGGUAUGCAAAAACAGAAAGAUGUUUUUAUGUCUAGUAACAGGCUUUCUAAUGUGAUUUUGUUAUAUAUCUACUCUACAUUGCAUUGUUCUUUUGUCUAUAGAUUGGCAUAGAAGGAAAAGGCUUUGAGCCAACCAUUGAGGCUCUGUUCGGAAAGAACGGGUUCUUCCCCGACACUGUGUCCAAGGCUAUGUAUUGGGCUGGAGACAAGAUGCCAGACCAGGUCAACGAGGUUCUGAAGAACUUUGCUGCCCCCUUGAAGAACGAGAAAACUAAGGUUACCACACAUCUUGUCAUGUUUUUAUUACUCCCCUGCAUGCUCACAUUCAGUUUGCAUUAUUUGAUCAAUGUGUGUUAACUCUACUCAAACCUUUUGUUCAGGUCCCAGAGAACCUCAUGAGGGAAAUUAUCCGCAACUUCAACAAGCUGGCAAAUGACCUGCAGGCUCAGGAGUCCCCUGAAGCCAUGGCCUACCUGAGGAUCAUGGGAACUGAGCUUGGAUACAUCAAGGGCAGCGAGCUGAAGGGCAUGGCCCAAUAUGCAGCCAUGUAUGCUGAGAUCCUCCUCAAGACCAUGCCCACAGAGGUAAUUCACCUGCAUACAUCUACCUGUACCUCCAAGUGUGAAGAACACUCGUUUUAUGCUAUUUCCUGCUGAGAACAAUUUAAUGUACAACAUUUAUUAUUAUAACAUCAAUUAAUUUCUUCCCUGGGUUUAGGUCAUGCAGAAGAUGGUGGCAAGCACUAACAAUGAAUUGUUCGCCCAUUACAUCUUCAUGGACAACAAGUUCUCUCUGUCAACUGCCUCUGGCUUCCCUCUUAAGUUCUCUCUGUCCGGUACCUUUGCCCCCGGAGCUAAGGGAGGCCUCCGCAUUCAGCGUAACAUGGUAAAUAUCCCAUUCUCUGUUAUCUACUAUCUUACUGCACUUAACAUUCUUUCGGAAAAUACUAAUUCAAUUUUGUAUUUCAUUUUCAGUAACAGUAGUUUUUCAUAUAAUUUAUACAUUUGUAUCACAUUGUUUGUAAAUAUUUAUAAACAUUCUCAAGCAUUUAUAACAUUGGUAGUAAUAAUAUAUUAAAUAUUUAUAAGCAUUUAUACAUAUAACCAAGUUUUCUAAUGUGCCUCUCACUGCUAUGUUUUAACAGCAGGAAGUGUCCUUCAUGCCCUCUGUGGGAGUGGAGUUCGUCACCCAGAUGGGAGUCCACAUCCCAGAGUUUGUCAUCUCCGCUGUGGAGAUGCACACUAACAUGUACCACGAGAGCGCCGUCAAUGCCAAGAUCACCAUGGAGCAGAACCAGAUCAAGCUGAGAAUCCCCGCUCCUCGGGGCUCCACACAGCUCUUCAGAGUCAGGUAAAAGAAAAUGUACCUCAAAAAGUAAAUAAAUAAAAAAAAGCUCAUUUUCUAUUGAGUAAAUGUAUCAAAAGUCAUAUGAUUUGUCAGUGAUUUUGUUCUUCUGCACUUCUUCAACAAUAGUAACAGAAUGCUGACAGUGACCUCUGGUCAGGCUACUCUGAUCCCCCCCAUGGAUGAGGGCAGGACCAACAUCGUGAAAUGCAGCCCUCUCUUCUCUGGAGUGAAGUACUGCACCACCGUCCGUUACAACAUCGCUGGUGACAACGCUGCCGCUCCCUAUUUCCCUCUCAACGGAGAGACUAAGUAAGUACAACAUUUUAGGGAGUUUGGAUGGGUUUAUAGAAGGUUAUUGCUAAUCAUAUUUGAAGGUCACACUAGCAUCAUACUAAACAACAGUCUCUCUCCUAGGUUUGCUGUUGACAUCCAGCCCACUGGCGAGGUCUCGGAGUACACCGCCACCUUCGCCUAUGAGCUCCUCAGCGAGGGCAAGGAGGGACGCCAAAAGGUUGACACUGUGAUGAUGAUCCUGAGAGCAGAGGGUAGGAACAUCUCUGUCUAAGCACUAAAUUUCCCAUGGUUAAUGCUUUGGUAUUUUUUCAAUAUAUAGCAGUGGUAUGAAUCAACUCAAUUUGUGUGGUUAACACCUUUAGACAGAGCAAACCUAGAAAAAGCCUCAGACCUUAAAACAUAGCUAGCCGCCUGCUCACCUGUGCAGAGCAACUAGGCCCUAUCUUUAAUUACGUCUUUAAGUUGUCACUCAACCAGCAGAGGGUGCCGAAUCUAUGGAAACAGUCUACUGUGAUCCCAGUCGCAAAGAACAACCACCCAAAGGUUCUUAAUGACUACAGACCAGUCACCUUGACCUCCUUGGUCAUGAAGUCCUUUGAGAAACUGAUUAAGAAGGAGCUUUUGGACAAGACACAGCACCUUCUUCAUCCGUUUCAGUUUGCAUAUAGGGCUAAACGGGGUGUACAGGAUGCUACUGUCACCCUACUUGACCUUCUAUGCAAACAUCUAGAGGUCUGCUUUUAACACCAUUCAACCCCACCUGUUAGUGAACUAACUCACUAAUAAUUUUGGUGUAGGUUCUCAUGUAGUGGGCUGGAUACUUGACUUUCUAACCAACAUAAUCUAGAGGGUGAGUGUGAAUGGGUACUUGUCGGGGGAGCUGUCAUCAUCAACAGGCUCACCCCAGGAGUGUGUCCUCUCACCACUCCUCUAUAUCCUAUACACUGAUAAUUGUCGUAGCCAGUAUGAGAACCGACACAUCCUGAAGUUGGACAACUGAAGUGGACGACUGUAAUAGUCAGUCUCCUUCAUGCCGAUGAAACUGCCCACGAUCCUGUUGUUUAUGAUUUUGUACAUUGUUGCGUUCUUACAGCUGAAUGUGACAAAAACCAAAGAUAUGUGUAUUGAUUUGAGGCAUCAACCCCCUACUCCUCUGAACCCUAUCAUCAAUGGCCAGGUGGUAGACACUGUUGACAAAUACAAGUAUCUUGGCACAAUAAUUGAUAAUAAAUUGAACUUUGAGUGUAACACUGACAUUUUUGUGUAAGAAGGGCAAGCAACGCCUUUUUUGUCUCGGGAAACUGGCAAAGUUCCAGGUAGACAGGACCUUGAUGACUCUCUUUUAUAAGUCGUACAUAAAGUCUGCGUUAACAUUGUCUUUGAUUUGCUGGUACGGCAACCUUUGUGUCAAAGCAAAAAAAAGGCACUAACUAGAAUAGUGAAAGUGGGCAGUAAGAACACAGGAGUCCAGCAGAGUAGUCGGUCUGAUCUGUACAACAGACAAGUGGUGAAGAAGGCAGAAUCCUUUCUGUCUGAUUGUGCCCACCCCCUACACCAUGAGUUCCAGGUCCUACCCUCUGGCUCCUGGUUUAGAUUACCCACUAUUAAGACUAACAGAUACAAUCACUCCUUCACCCCCAUGACCAUUGCCCUUUUGAAUACAGGGAAGAGAAGAAGGUAGGCUAGGGAUGAUGAUGAUGUUGAGGAUGACGAUGGUAAUAUGUUGUUGUUGAUAAUGAUGAUGAUGAUCAUUUUAGUUUUUGUCAGCACAUUGUUGAUAUGUUGUUAACGAGAUGAUCUAAGAAUGCACAGACCACUUUACUUAUUAGGCAAUUUUGGCUUGCUAUACUUUUUUUGCUGUUAUUGUGAAGUGGAAAUGUCAAGGAGCAACAACAGUUCAGCCACGAAGUGGUAGGCCACACAAGCUCACAGAACAGGACCACCGAGCGCUGAAGCGCGCACCGCGUAGAAAUCGUCUGUCCCCGGUUGCAACACUCACUACUGAGUUCCAAACUGCCUCUGGAAGCAAUGUCAGCACAAGAACUGUUCGUCGGGAGCUUCAUGAAAUGGGUUUCCAUGGCUGAGCAGCCGCACACAAGCCUAAGAUCAUCAUGCACAAUUGCAAGUGUCGGCUGGAGUGGUGUAAAGCUCGCCACCAUUGGACUCUGGAGCAGUGGAAACGCGUUCUCUGAAUCACGCUUCACCAUCUGGCAGUCCGACAGACGAAUCAGGGUUUGGCGGAUGCCAGAAAAACGCCAACUGUCCCAAUAUAUAGUGCCAACUGUAAAGUUUGGUGGAGGAGGUAUAAUGGUCUGGGGCUGUUUUUCAUGGUUCGGGCUAGGCCCCUUAGUUCCAGUGAAGGGAAAUCUUAACACUACAUCAUACAAUGACAUUCUAGACGAUUCUGGGCGAUUCUGUGGGGAAGGCCCUUUCCUGUUUCAGCAUGAUAAAGCUCCCGUGCACAAAGGUCCAUACAAAAAUGGUUUGUCGGGAUUGGUGUGGAAGAACUUGUCUGGCCUGCACAGAGCCCUGACCUCAACCCCAUCGAAAACCUUUGGGAUGAAAUAGAAUGCCGACUAUGAGCCAGGCCUAAUCGCCCAACAUCAGUGCCCGACCUCACUAAUGUUCUUGUGGCUGAAUGGAAGCAAGUCCCCACAGCAAUGUUCCAACAUCUAGUGGAAAGCCUUCCCAGAAGAGUGGAGGUUGUUAUAGUAGCAAAGGGGGGACCAACUCCAUAUUAAUGCCCAUUAUUUUGGAAUGAGAUGUUCGACGAGCAGGUCUCCACAUACUUUUGGUAAUGUAGUGUAUUUGUAUUGAUGGCUGUCAGCCCUAUGACUUGAUAUACUAGCUCAUUGUAUUCACUAUAACUGUGUGGCAUUAUGAUCCAUAUGGAUUUUAUAUGUUCAAUGUUGUUUUUUAUGUUCCUUUGUUGCAAAACCAAUUGCCCUCUGGGACAAACACUCUCCUCCUCCUUGUUUCUUUAGGUGCUGAACCCACUGAGGCCACCGCCACCAUGAAGUACAACAGGAACAGGAACGUCCUGACCACCAACGUCCAGAUCCCCGACUACGAUGUGGAGGCAGGAAUCAGUGUUGGUCUCACCGACAGCAGAGCCAAUGGAAAGUCCAUCACCAUUGACAUCACCAACAAGAACAUCCCUCAGCUGUCUCUGAUUGGCCGUGCCAAGUAAGUAAACGCAAAAGCCCUCCCCAUUAGCCACAUUCAUUGGUCCUUGUCUUCAUAGAUCAGCACACAUUGGAAAUUAAUUGAAUCACUAAGAGAUUCUGAUGGUUUUCUUUCCUCCAGGCUUAAGAACAUGAUCGACGGUAUGGUGCAGGUCCAGCUGGUUGUCCCUGCCUUCAAGACUGAUGCAGCUAUAACUGCCACCAUGAAGAGUGCAGAGGAACUCACCCUGGAGCUCAGGAGUGACAUCAAGCUCCCCGAGACCACCUGCUUUCAGGGAAUCAUCUUCAAAUAUGGUACGCUAAUUCUACAAAUUGAUAACACACCACUGUGUGGGGUGGAGGGCUGAUCUUUAUGUGAUUUUCACUUUAUGUUCACUUUAUGUGUGAUUAUGUUUAUUUCACUUGUAUGAAAUGGACAUAAUGUUCAAAGUUGAAUGUACUAAUAAUACAGCAUAUGUUCCUUUUAGAUGAGAACAAGGUUCAGGUUCAGCUGGUGUCCGACAUGGGCUCCGAGAUCCAGAAGCUUAUCCCUAACACCGAAGCCCUUCAGGCUUGGCUGAAGCAACUCUCUGAGGACAUUCUGGACCAGCAGGUGGUCAAGACCGACAUGAAACUGAGUCACAUCUUCAUCAAGUCUCUUGAGGUAAGACAUAACACCUAAAUCCUUUUCAUAGUCACCUCAAUUCUUUCAAUUUCCAUAGAAGUUAAACCAAUUUUUUAACAGGCCAGCAACAAUUGGUUGGACAAGAUCACCACUGAUGUUCCCAUGGUUGAGACAUUGAAGGACAACAUGCCAGAGCUGGCAAUGCCCACUAUGCCCAAGAGACUGUACCUGAAAUCGUAAGCACAUCUGAAAGCAGUUAACUCUUUUUGAGUCUCUUUUCUUUGUUGCCUAGUAAUCUAUGUGAUGUCAGUGUCCAAAAAGUCCAUCCAUAGACAUCUCAUUGAUAGUAACAAACUAUUUGCAUUCUUUAAUUCCUUCAACAGUGAGAGCACAUUCAAAUACCAGUUCAACAAGGACCGUGUCACCAUCAGCAUCCCCAUGCCACUCGGAGGAAAAUCAUCUGAGGAGCUGAGGAUCCCUGCCAUGCUGACCACCCCAAGUCUGUCCAUGCCCCAGGUCGGUCUGGAGCUUGCCUCCAAGGAUGUCCAGGUCCCCACCUUCUCCAUCCCCUCCAACUACGACCUCUCUGUGCCACUCUUCGGAAUGGUCGAAAUGUCUGCUAAGGUGAACAGCAACUACUACAACUGGGAGGGCAUGGUCUCCGGUGGCAACAACUCUGUGGAGUCCCCCAGCUACAUUGCUCAGUUUAAGGUGGUCGUUGACAGUCCAAUUGAACUCCUCGCUUUCACAUCUGAAGGUAAACCUUUACUCUUAACUUUUAUAUUUUUUAUAACCUUAUCAAAAGCAUAUAGUUAAUUUAAAAUCCGAAUCAGAAAGGCGUUUUACAGAUUGCCGUAUUAUCUGUAUUAUUUUGGAGGGGGGACAUAUAACAUUAUAACUUCAAAUUAGAUUAUACAAUAUAACUUACCUUAAGUCAGUUUGACUAAUUUACCUUGUGUGUACUAUAGUGAUUUCAUGUCCCUUGUUUUGUCUCUUUAUAGGAACUGCCCUCAUCACUGACAUGCCAGAAUACUCUCUGAAGGCUAUUGUGAAUGGUUCACUGAGCCACAAGCUCAUUGACAGCAGCUUUGAGGUCAUGGAAACUGUCAGUGUGUCAGACAAAGUUAGAGCCACAGGCAACCACAAGAUUCAGGCCUUCAGCCCUCUGGGUCUGCAGACAUCCCUGGACAUCACUUCCCAGGCCUCCCUGGCCUCUGGCAUGCUCAUCGGAGAUGCUAAUAUGGAUGGUAGUGUAACCCUUGGGUCCAUGACCGCCAGCACCACCUAUUCCCAGUCCUUCUCUGUCAAGCCCAUAAAGAAAGAAGCCAGAGCCGAGUCCACACUGAGGGUGAACUCCCCAAUCCUGGAGAUUAUCAACAGGCUGAAGGCCAGCUAUGCUGAUGAGCAGCUUCUGAUUGAGUCCAACACCAACCUGAACAACAACCCCAUUAAGCACACCACCAAGUUCAGCAUUGGCUACAAGGAGGCCCAGCUGACCAUCAAGACUGACUCUGUGACCAAGGCUAAAAAGAAAAUGAUCCGCAGCCAAGUGGACUUCACCGCCUCUAGGAAUGAAGCCAGCAUCAGUGUAGAGAACCAGGCUGAUGAUACCGAGAACCGUGCCUACUCCCUACUCUCCGGAGCCCUGAACACAGCCGGUCUGGAGAUCAACGCUGACUCUUCCGUCAACUACCACAUCAGCCGCGCCUCCCACAAGGCCACUCUGACGCUGAACCAGGAAGGUCUGGCAACAAGCGCCACCACCACCGCCGCAAGCUUUCCCCUGACCUUCGAGAAUGUCUUCCAUGGUGGAGUCGAUACCACCAGGGCCCACGUGUCCCUCAACACCAAGGGAGCCAUUUGGGAGAACACCGCUGUCCUCAACUUGGAGGGGAAAGUGGCAAGCUCUGAGGUCUACCUGAACAGCAUGUACAUUGGCAAUCUCUUCGAAACCAACACCAGGAACAUAGUGAACCUGAAGGUGAACGAAGACGGCCUGGCCCUCUCCAACAACCUGGUCGCUGCCCUGUAUCAGAUGGAGACUGAGAACACACACACCCUGACUCUCACUCUCAAAUCCCUGGCCUUCCGCUCCAAGACUGAGAACUUCUUAAACGAGGAGAACACCUACAAGCACGACAUCUCUGUCGACAUUCAGCACGUCGGUGUAUCUGUGAACAUGAACAACGACCUCAAGAUCACAGACAUCCACUUUGUCAACGAGGCCAUGUUCAAGGUAAAGGAUUACAAGAUGGAACUGACUGGCAACCUGAAGGGAGUCUCUAACGAAGAGGCCAAUUUCAAGCACACCUAUGAGAUCAGUUUUGCUGACGUGACCGCCACUGCUAAGUGCAACACCCAUGGAAAAUACAUGUCAUCUCAGAUUACCCACACCGCUGACCUUGAGAUUGCUGGUCUGUCCACCAAGUUCAACAGCGUGGCUAGCAUCAAAUCCCAAACUAUUCUGGGGACAGCACUGAACCUGGACAGCACUGUCAACGUUGUUGCUGAGCCAUUCAUGGUUGACAUUUCUGCCCUAUUCAACUCCAACGGAACUCCGAAUAUGUUUGGAAUUCAGAACAUUGAGCUGUUCAACCAGUUCCUGUUGAAAGCGGAGCCCCUGGCUUUCUCCCACUCCUACGAAUGCAAGGCCUCCACAACCCUCCUGCUGGAAAAUGGAGACUCCGUCGAGACCAACCUGGGCAACAAGAUCAUCAGUAGUCUGACUCCUCAGGAGCAGUAUGCCUCAAUAAAGAUGACAUCCAAACUGAACAACCAUGAAUUCAACCAGGAACUUAGCACCAUGAACAAUGCUGAAAUUAUGGGAAUGGAUAUGACAGGAGCUGUUUUCACCACCAUCUUGAACAAGGCCAGUGAAAACCAGGAAUACGCCAUCUCUGGCUCCCUGAAGUACAAGAAGAAUAGUGACAGCUAUUUCAUUCAGCUGCCUUUCGUUGAGCAUAUGCCUGCGGUUAUUAAACAAGUCAAAAUUGCAAUGAUGAUGACGAUGGAGAACAGCAAAGGCCUGCUGCUAGAUAUUGACACCAAGUAUGAAAUCAGAGCCAAGAUCCAGGGGAAAGUGGGAGAACUGAAACAAGUUGUUGAGAGCUUCGACAUCAACCUGUUCAUUCAGGACCUGAAGAACUUAAUCAACUCCAUUGAAAGCCACAUUCCUACACUGAUGUCCAAGAUUCCCACUGAAGAAAUCAUGAAUGUCCUGAAGUCAAUCAAGGACACCGUUAUGAGUUGGAUCAAGAAAAAUGACAUCGCUGGCAAGAUGAAUGCUAUUUACACCAAAAUUGAUGAGAUCCUGUCCAAUUAUGAGGUUGAAAAGAUGGUUGAGAACAUAAUGGAUGAGGUUGUGGAAAUCAUGAAGUCCCACCAGCUCAGAGAACACAUUCAGUCAGCAAUCAAUGCUCUUAAGUCUAUUGACAUCCAAGCCACACUGAAGAAAAUCAUGGCACAUGUGAACUAA
Molecule: messenger RNA, 21610 nt
Organism: Coregonus sp. 'balchen'
Lineage: Eukaryota; Metazoa; Chordata; Actinopteri; Salmoniformes; Salmonidae
Source: the annotation of a GenBank genome assembly